Wasmannia auropunctata (little fire ant) is the source of this 1005-nucleotide messenger RNA. Its product is annotated as odorant receptor 4-like. The record is from RefSeq and is a predicted model, not a curated record. Gene Ontology annotation, cellular component: plasma membrane. The coding region runs from base 1 to 1005 and encodes 334 amino acids. Gene Ontology annotation, molecular function: olfactory receptor activity; odorant binding. The transcript is spliced from 5 exons. Lineage: Eukaryota; Metazoa; Arthropoda; Insecta; Hymenoptera; Formicidae. Gene Ontology annotation, biological process: sensory perception of smell; detection of chemical stimulus involved in sensory perception of smell.
AUGUCACCAUUAAUUCAAGGUCCAAUCGGCAGUUGUCAUCACCAUUGCGAUUCGCGAUAUAUUCUUACGUUCAUCGAGAAGUUCUCGCUGUUCCUUACGGUACUCGGCGUAUGCUGCAAAGUGACGAAUCUAACGGUGCGUCGAAACGAGAUCAUCGAUCUCACUGAUAUGCUACUGAAGGAUAUCUGCGUACCCCGGAACGAUCACGAAAUGGAUAUCCAGCAACGCUUCGAUCGUAGUGCGAAGUACGUAUUGUGGAUAAUCACCAUAUGUGUCGAGAUACUAAACGAGUCGGUUGCCUUCUUUGCCACGGUCGCGCAAUUCCGGUUCUUUGUCACCACCCGGACCUUACUGUCCAACUGGGUGCCCUACGACAUCUCGUCGACGACCGCUUUCUGGGCGACCAUGCUGCACCAAACGAUCGGACUGUUGGUCUGCGCGAACGCCAGCGUUGCCCACGAGACUCUCAUCUCCGGUUUUAUGAUCCAGACGUGCGCCCAAUUGGACAUACUCUGCCAUCGCGCUCGCACGUUGCCCAAUUCGCUGCGAGAGGCCCGGAAAUGCAGCACCUCGAAAGAAGACUUCAAGGCGCGAGGACGGCGACUCGUACGCGAGCUCAUCCAUCAUCAUUGCUACAUUUAUAGAUUUGCGGAGCGCAUCAAUACGGUGUUCACGCUAAUGAUUUUCGUGCAAUUCACCACAAGCUCGACGGUGCUCUGUCUCAGUAUGUACAAAAUGUUGAUGAAGAACUUACUGAGUCUCGAGUUUGCGUGGAGCUUUUCGUACUUCGGUUGCAUGCUUAUGCAGAUUUAUUUGUACUGCUGGUUCGGCAACGAGGUGACACUGAAGUGGUCCGCUGGACGGCGGGUUUUAUCCCGUUUCAAGUGGACCACUGCUCUGCUCAGCAGUUGCAAUUAUUGUUUAAUUGCAACGGCUGCAAAUUUUUGGAGAACGCACGCAUUGGGACUGCCGAAGUCCUGCGUUGGCAGUCCUCAAUUAUUUUGA